This is a messenger RNA of Hevea brasiliensis (rubber tree), 2567 nucleotides long. Its product is annotated as proline-rich receptor-like protein kinase PERK7. Gene Ontology annotation, biological process: protein phosphorylation. The transcript has 8 exons. The coding region runs from base 254 to 2275 and encodes 673 amino acids. The record is from RefSeq and is a predicted model, not a curated record. Lineage: Eukaryota; Viridiplantae; Streptophyta; Magnoliopsida; Malpighiales; Euphorbiaceae. Gene Ontology annotation, molecular function: protein kinase activity; ATP binding.
UUCUGUCUAAGAUUAUGUUUUUUCAUGCUUGCUAUUAAUCCUCUAGGGCUAGCUCUUAACAGUUUCAUGUAUUAAUCAAAGAUCAUCACCAUUAAUUCAUUUAGUUUCUUUUGUUGAAUGUUAUCUUUAUCUUGCUAAACAUGGUUGUUUAUUCUCAUUAUUAGGAAUCACGAAGGCAAUCAUCAUAGGAGGAGAGGGGUAGGGUUUGUCCGGCAACUUUAGUAACGAUAUAUCAUUGGCCGGAGCUUCUCUUAUGGCUUCUGCCUCGCCGCCGGAUUCUCCACCUUCUCCUCCUCCUCCUACGUCAUCAAAUUCACCACCUCCAUCAUCUUCACCACCUCCACCUUCAUCAUCAUCACCUCCACCACCAUCAUCAUCACCCCCUCCAUCGUCAUCAUCACCACCACCACCACCACCACCAAAUAACUCCUCCCCUCCACCACCAAGUGAUGACUCCCCACCACCUUCAAAUCAGUCUCCGCCACCUCCAAGUGACUCAAAUUCUUCACCCCCACCACCAACUAACUCAAAUUCUUCACCGCCACCACCUUCCUCUUCCAGCAAAAAGUCACCUCCACCGCCAUCAAAUAAUAAUGAUGAUGAUAACAAUUUUUCACCGCCACCACCCCCACCUCCAAAUUCAUCAUCAUCCAAAUCACCACCACCACCACCACGAUCAAUAUCGCCUACAUCCUCAAGCACAUCUGGGAGUGGAAUUAACGUUGUACCCAUAGUAAUUGGAGUCGUAGUAGGGGUGGCGGUGGUGCUGCUGCUUGCCUCCCUUGCAUUCCUGUGUACAGGCAAAAAGAGAAAGAAGAAGAGGUUAGAGUAUGAUUACUACACAGAGCAAUCUCCUGGAAACAACGGUGGUAAUUUCUACAAUGCUUCAACUCCUCAACGUCCUGCUAAUAACUGGCAGAACGGGAAUCAGUUCAAAGCUGACAAAAUGGGUAAUCUACCUCCACCUCCUGGUACACAUGGAGCCUGGCAAACGCCAUCGCCACCGCCACCUCCACCGCCUGGUCCGCAACCACCACAUUCUCCUGGUGCAGUUGUAUCUGGCAGUGAUAUGAGUUCCAAUUUCUCAGGCCCACAUGGUCCAGCCUUGCCUCCUCCGCACCCAUCCGUGGCUCUCGGGUUCACCCAAAGCAGCUUCAGCUAUGAAGAGCUAGCGGCAGCGACUUCUGGGUUCUCUCAGGCUAACCUAUUAGGCCAGGGAGGGUUCGGGUAUGUGCACAAGGGGGUGCUGCCUAAUGGAAAGGAAAUUGCAGUGAAAAGUUUGAAAGCUGGCAGUGGACAAGGAGAUCGCGAAUUUCAAGCUGAAGUUGAGAUUAUUAGCCGCGUCCAUCAUCGCCACCUUGUCUCCCUUGUCGGCUAUUGCAUUGCAGGUGGUCAGAGGCUGCUGGUUUAUGAAUUUUUACCCAAUUCCACCCUCGAAUAUCACCUUUAUGGUCGUGGUCUCCCAGCCAUGGAUUGGUCCACUAGGAUAAAAAUUGCCAUGGGAUCAGCCAAAGGACUUGCUUACUUGCAUGAAGACUGCCAUCCUCGCAUUAUCCACCGAGAUAUUAAAGCUGCAAAUAUUUUGCUUGAUCAUAAUUUUGAAGCCAAGGUGGCAGAUUUUGGGUUGGCUAAGCUAUCUUCAGACAAUUACACUCAUGUAUCAACCCGUGUGAUGGGAACUUUUGGAUACUUGGCUCCUGAGUAUGCAUCAAGUGGCAAACUUACUGAGAAGUCUGAUGUUUUCUCUUUUGGUGUCAUGUUACUGGAACUCAUAACGGGACGCCGCCCUGUGGAUAUCAAUUCAGAUACGGACGAGAGUUUAGUAGACUGGGCUAGACCUUUAUGUGCCAGUGCAGUGGAUAGUCGAAACUUCGUAGAGUUGGCGGAUCCGCGUCUGGAAGGCAACUACGAUCCUGCCGAAAUGGCUCGCAUGGUAGCAUGUGCUGGUGCAUCCAUUAGGCAUUCAGCAAGGAGAAGGCCAAAAAUGAGCCAAAUUGUUCGAGCACUAGAAGGUGAUGUCUCGCUGGAACACUUGAACGAAGGGGUGAAACCUGGCCAAAGUACUCUGUUCAGUUCUUCUAGUUCCGAGUAUGACAAUUCCUCGUACAGUGCAGACAUGAAGAAGUUUAGGAAGGUGGUAAUGGAGAACAACAGCCAGGAAUAUCCAAGCAGCGAAUAUGGUCACACAAGCGAGUAUGGGCUCAACCCUUCUUCCUCAAGUAGUGAAGAAUUAGACAAGAGUACUGAGAUACAGGAACGAAGGCGCAUUCCUUGAGAAAAUAUCUCUAGCACUGGCUUUCUCAAAUUAAGCAAAGGUGGACCGGAAUUAUUUAUUGGGUGACUCAGACAUUUUCAAGAACAGGGUUGGAAUUUCGAUUGCAAGAUAAUCACUCAGUGUGAGAGCCAUAUUUUUAUCAUCAAAUAUCAGUUGGUUUAGGUGUGGCCUUCAUUAUUUAUUGAAUGGAUGGUGGUAAGGCAAAAUAUGUUACAUUACAUUUUUCUUGUUUUUGUAAUCUUGCAUAUUCAUUGAUGGACCUCUUGUGAAAUUUGUGGAAUUGAAUAAAGGA